CGACAGAGGCUCAGCUCCCAGCGCUCCCUGUCCCCGCCCCGUGGCCGGCCAACUCCACUCCCACUUCCUGAGCCUGGCGCUGGAGCCCUGGAGGCCAGGCCAGCCCGGCCGCUCUGGCCCCCCGGGGCAUGUCGGCCUGAGUCCUGUCCCGGCCCCGGGCUCCGGAGGCUGCUGUCACCACUGCUCCAAGAGCCAGGCCUCUCACCUUACCCCCAGGCCUCCACCCGGCUGGACUGGCGGCCAUGCGCCCGCUGUGGGCCUCCCCUGGCGGCCUGGCCUGGGGGCCACUCGUCCUAGGCCUCUGCGGUCUCCUGACAGCAUCCCAGCCCCGAAUGUUGCCCCCAUACCACACGGAGAACCAAACCUGCCGGGACCAGGAAAAGGAAUACUACGAACCCAAGCAUCAGGCCUGCUGCUCCCGCUGCCCCCCAGGCACUCACGUCUCUGCUGAAUGUAGCCGUGAUCAGGACACAGUUUGUGACACGUGCCCUGAAAACUCCUACAAUGAGCACUGGAACCAUCUGCCCCACUGCCAGCUGUGCCGCCCCUGUGAUCAGAUCCUGGGCUUCCAGGAGACUGCACCUUGCACGCGCAAACAGAAAACCCAGUGCCACUGCCAGCCAGGAAUGUCCUGCGUCUAUGUGAACCAUGAGUGUAUGCACUGCGAGCCACCCCGCAACUGCCAACCAGGCACUGAAGUUGAGCUGAAAGGUGAGGCUGGGGAGGCUAAUCACCACUGUGUGCCCUGUAAGGCCGGGCACUUCCAGAACACCUCCUCCCCCAACGCCCGCUGCCUGCCCCACACCAGGUGUGAGGACCAGGGCCUGGUAGAAGCAGUGCCAGGCACCACCGAGACUGACACCAGCUGCAGAAAUCCAUCAGAAACCCCCGAGAUGCCAGGAACUAUGCUGGUGCUGGCCAUCCUGCUGCCCCUGGUCUCCCUGCUGUUCCUCUCCGCCAUCCUCGCCUGCACCUGGAAGAGCCACCCGUCUCUCUGCAGAAAGCUGGGAUCCCUGCUCAAGAGCCGUCCAGAGGGAGAGGAAUCCAAUAUUGCUGAUGGAAACUGGCAGCCUCCAAGCAUCAACCCACAUAUCCCUGACCUGGUAAAGCCACUUCUGCCCAUUCCUAGAGACUUGCCCCUGGACUCAGCCAGGCCCCCAACACCCCCAGUUGUGGAGCAAGAGGUGCUACAACAGCAGAGUCCUCUGAGCCAAGCCCGGGAGCUGGAGGCUGAGCUCCCAGAGCAAGGCCAGGUGACCCAUGGUACCAAUGGCAUUGUUGUCGGCAAAGGCGGGACUGUGACUGUCACUGGCAAUAUCUACAUCUACAAUGGACUCGUACUGGGGGGAGCACGAGGUCCUGGAGACCCUCCUGCACCACCGGAGCCUCCAUACCCCAUUCCCGAAGAGGGUGCCCCUGGUCCUCCCGGGCUCUCUACACCCUACCAGGAAGAUGGCAAAGCUUGGCACCUGGCCGAGACAGAGACACUGGGAUGCCAUGACCUCUAACAGGACAAAGGACCCAAUCUGUCACCCAUGCCUCACGGUGUCUGGAAGAAGCCAGGAGAAGGGAGGCACCAGAGCACCUUCUCCCCGAGGCUUCCCUGCCCACACAGGAUUGACAGCGGGCCUGGGUAGGGCCCCUGAGAGGCAAGCCCUAAGGGGCCAGGCCUCAGACACCUCCGAGAGCAGGACCGGGCACUGGCUGGGUACGGUGCCUGCCACAGGACUCUCACUACUGCCUGAACAGGCCUGAGACUUCAUUGCAGAUCCCCUGGACACUGGAGCUGCACCAGCUCAGCUUCAGGCAGACAGAGCAUAUGAUGCCUGCUGCUGCCCACCGUGGCGCUGUGCACCCAAAGCAUGCAUAGAAGGAAGCCAGCCACAUGGUCACUUGCGAGGACGUCACGGAACCUCUGACAGAUUCGUGGCACUCAUCCCAAGCUUCAGAGGCCCCUUGAGGACCUGCACUUCGCAUGGACUGAGGUAGACCCUAUAUGAAUAUGGAGUUACAUGGACCAUCACCCCUCUCCUCUGGAGAAGAAAGGGAGUCAUUAAAAACUGGGGGUUUGGGUAGGGUUAGUAGGUAAAAGGAAAGUUUCAGAGGGGAAGUAAAAUGGCAAGUGUAUUUAUAAAUUGUAACCACAUGCAAAUAAAGUGGAGAUUGAGACCUA
Molecule: messenger RNA, 2173 nt
Organism: Myotis davidii
Lineage: Eukaryota; Metazoa; Chordata; Mammalia; Chiroptera; Vespertilionidae
Gene: LTBR
Product: lymphotoxin beta receptor
Exons: 10
Coding region: 243-1508 (421 amino acids)
Biological process (GO): immune response; positive regulation of canonical NF-kappaB signal transduction; hematopoietic or lymphoid organ development
Molecular function (GO): ubiquitin protein ligase binding
Source: RefSeq, a predicted model, not a curated record